Pogoniulus pusillus (Red-fronted tinkerbird) is the source of this 1997-nucleotide messenger RNA. It is a transcript of the gene GDF5, whose product is annotated as growth differentiation factor 5. The record is from RefSeq and is a predicted model, not a curated record. Gene Ontology annotation, molecular function: cytokine activity; growth factor activity. The coding region runs from base 270 to 1772 and encodes 500 amino acids. Gene Ontology annotation, cellular component: extracellular region. NCBI's taxonomy places the organism in Eukaryota, Metazoa, Chordata, Aves, Piciformes, Lybiidae. The transcript is spliced from 2 exons.
AAAAGGAGGUGCUAAACUUUCUCUCUUCUCAAGAACCAGCCCUUGGAAUAGCUGCGAAGCGAAGUCAGGGGGAGUCGGCGUCCGAGCAACAGGAGCGCUUCCACUAUGGGACUGGAUACAAAUAUUGAACAGGGUUUGAAAUGUUUUAACCUCCAACCCAAGCCCUUUUUGCUGACUUUGUUUUUCAUUUGCUUUCAUGUUUUCUUCUGCCAAGCUGGAGGAACCUUUCCUGAUUUUUUCUUCAGUGGCAUUCAGAGGAAGACCAGAGGAUGAAAAUCCUGCGUUUUCUCACUUUACUGCUUUGGCAUCUGACUUGGCUGCCUCUGGAUCUGGUUCCCGGAGCACUGAGUGGUUCUGAAGCAGGCCAGGCUAAUCCAGGAUCUAAACGAGCUUUUCUGAAGGCAGAAGGGAAGGAGAGGAACCCCUCAGCACGGGCGGGCACGCUGAGGACUGCGAGCCAUGGGUAUAGCGCUGGCACCCCGAAGGCCAGGGCUAAGAGCGGCGCUGCUCAGACCGGAGCUCCACUGGCCAAGAACGAUGAAUCCAAGAAGGUUGUCUCAAGAACAGCAGGCACAGAGGGCAAGGUAGGGCACAUCCCCAGCAGACCUCCUGCACUAAGGACGGUGACUCCCAAAGUUCAAAACCCCAGCAGCAAGGUGGCUCUGAAAAAACCUGCUGCAGGCACUGCCGACACCGAGUCCUUCAAAGGCAAAAAGAGCAAGGAGCCUGGGAGCCAGAGGGAAAGCAAGGAGGCUUUCAGACACCCCCCCAUAACCCCCCACGAGUACAUGCUCUCCUUGUACAGGACCCUCUCCGAUGCCGAAAGGAAAGGUGUCAAUGGAAGUGUCAAACUGGAGGCUGGACUUGCCAACACAAUAACCAGCUUCAUAGACAAAGGACAAGACGAGCGAGCACCAAGCAUAAGGAAACAGAAGUACAUCUUCGACAUCAGCGCCCUGGAAAAAGAUGGUUUGCUGGGAGCAGAGCUUCGGAUACUGAGGAAGAAGCCUUCUGACUCCUGGAAGUCUCACUCUGCUGGAAGAACCUCCCAAGUGAAACUGUUCAGCUGCUCCACGAGCAGGCAAGCGGCGACGCUGCUGGACUCUCGCACCGUCAGCAUCACAGAUACGCCCAAGUGGGAGGUGUUUGACAUCUGGAAGCUGUUCAGGAACUUCAAGAACUUGGCUAAUCUGUGCUUUGAGCUGGAGACCUUGGAGAGGGGCAGAGCAGUGGACCUGAGGAGCGUGGGGUUCAACAGAACGGGCAGGCAGGUGAACGAGAAGGCUCUCUUCUUGGUGUUUGGCAGGACCAAGAAAAGGGACCUGUUCUUCAACGAGAUCAAAGCCAGGUCUGGGCAGGACGACAAAACCGUUUACGAGUACCUGUUCAACCAGAGGCGGAAGAGAAGAGCCCCCCUAGCCACCAGGCAAGGGAAGAGGCCCAGCAAGAACCUGAAGGCAAGGUGCAGCAGGAAAACCCUGCACGUGAACUUCAAGGACAUGGGCUGGGACGACUGGAUCAUAGCCCCCCUGGAGUACGAAGCCUACCACUGCGAGGGGCUGUGCGAGUUCCCGCUGCGCUCCCACCUGGAGCCCACCAACCACGCUGUCAUCCAGACCCUGAUGAACUCCAUGGACCCCGAGUCCACCCCCCCGACCUGCUGCGUGCCCACCAGGCUGAGUCCCAUCAGCAUCCUCUUCAUUGACUCUGCAAACAAUGUGGUCUACAAGCAGUACGAGGACAUGGUGGUGGAGUCGUGCGGCUGCAGGUAGCACCGCGGCUGCCGAGCUGGGUGUGCUGUGGGGGGCCACGUCAGCUGGCCAAGGUGGCCUCUCCUGGCCCAACAGUCGUUGGAUUUCAUCUCUUUGGGGGACUGCUGUCACAAGGAGGCAGCAGUAAAUCCAGAGCUUCUCCGUGUCCUGUGCUGCUGGGGCAGACGUGAGGAGCGCUUGGAUGCUGUCCUGCAGCUCGCUGGGAGGCCUUGCGUGGGUGACCUG